AUGGACCGAGACAGCCGGGAGCUUCAAAUGCGCCAAAAUAUUGCCGUCAUUAAAACCGUCGCCUUUUCCGCGGAAGAAGUCAGACGCGUCCUCAGUCAAAUAAAACCUGAUAAGUCUCCUGGACCCGACGGAAUCCCCGGGCUGAUACUUAAGGAGCUAUCAACGGAGCUGUCAAAGCCUCCUUCGACUCUCUUUGAGCUGUCAAUGAGAACAGGAAGGCUGCCCUCACAGUGGAAGACAGCUAACCUCGUUCCAUUGCAUAAGGGAGGUAGCAGGAUGACAGCAAGCAGCUUUAGGCCUAUUAGCUUAACUUGCCUCCCUUGCAAAACGAUGGAAGCUAUAGUAAAGUACGCUAUACAGCAAUUUUGUGAAGAAAAUAACAUCUUGCAGGAUUUUCAACAUGGCUUCCGGAGAGGACGUUCCUGCCUCUCAAAUCUGCUAGCUUGUCUGGAAAUCUGGACCAGGGCUCUAGAAGAGGGUUUUGAGGUCGAUGUCGUGUACAUCGAUUUCCGCAAAGCUUUUGACACUGUCCCACACCAACGUCUUCUUCACAAAUUGAGCGACAUCGGCAUCCGUGGAGAUCUUCUGAACUGGAUAAGGGCGUUUCUGGUUGGUCGGAAACAACGUGUCUGUAUCGGGGAUGACAUGUCAGAAUGGGUGAAUGUGACCAGUGGUGUGCCGCAAGGCUCAGUUCUGGGACCAUUGCUCUUCAUCCUUUACGUUAACGACAGCCUUCAGGAAAUCGACUGCGGCAAAAUAAUGUUUGCAGACGACGUUAAGCUCUGGCAAGUCAUUAAGGGUCCGCAUGAUCAGAGAUCCCUUCAAGAUAAUCUGCACCGACUGCAAGCGUGGUCGAAGAAAUGGCUUCUAGAUUUCAAUGUGGAGAAGUGUGCCGUCCUUCAUCUGCGUCCAACCAACUCUCAUUCAAAUGAGAGGCUGAGGACUUAUCACCUGAAAGAUAUAAGGCUCCCCGCAGAAUCUUCACAGAAGGAUCUCGGGGUUUGGAUACAGAACAACCUGAAACCAACACUGCUGUGCCACAAGGCUGCAAAAAACGCCAUGGGAGUGCUGCAUGCAAUAAAAAGGGCUUUCGUAAAUUUUGACCAAGACCUUUUUGGGAGAGUUUACGGCACAUUUGUUCGGCCCCACUUAGAAUAUGGCAUACAAGCAUGGCGGCCAUGGCUGGUAAAGGACCAAGAAUGCCUCGAACGGGUACAACGGCGUGCAACAAAGCUGGUAAACGGUCUAAAAAGCCAUUCCUACACAGACAGACUGAAUUGCCUUAAUUUAUUCCCUCUGUGUUACAGGCAGCAAAGAGGUGAUCUUAUCCUCGUCUACAAGAUAAUACAUGGCCUUGAGUAUGGACUUAAAUUUGAGGACAUGUUUCAGUGGCACCUUUCACCCAAUCUUCGUGGUCACUCGAUGAAGUUACGGACAACAAUGUCCAGGCUGAAUCUCCGUUCUGAAUUUUUCACGCAGAGGGUAGUGGAGAAAUGGAACGAUCUCCCUCAGUCAGUCGUGGAGGCUACAUCCCUGCAACUCUUCAAGAAACGCUUGGAUGAUUAUUUGUGUCCCCUGUUUUCCCUCGACGGUCUGAAUCUGAACUAA
This is a messenger RNA of Spirometra erinaceieuropaei, 1608 nucleotides long. Lineage: Eukaryota; Metazoa; Platyhelminthes; Cestoda; Diphyllobothriidea; Diphyllobothriidae. The record is from the annotation of a GenBank genome assembly.